Molecule: messenger RNA, 1017 nt
Organism: Scutellospora calospora
Lineage: Eukaryota; Fungi; Glomeromycota; Glomeromycetes; Diversisporales; Gigasporaceae
Source: the annotation of a GenBank genome assembly
AUGUUACUUCUCUCUCGAAAGAAAAAAUCGACAUCUGCAUGCGAAAAUUGUAAAAUUGCGAGAGUAAAAUGUUCUGGCGUGCCUCAAUGUGAACGUUGCAUAUACAAAAAGUUGAAAUGCAUAUUCAAUAAACAAUUAAAGCGAGGGCCAAAGCCAAGGAUCAAAACAUCGGCCAAUUCAAUCACUUCAGAACUAAUUAAAGAUACAAACCCAACUUGUGCUUCACUACUGAAUGAUUUACAGAAAGAAGAACAAUCCCUCACUCAAAAAUUACAAUCCCUCACUCAAAAAUUACAUAUAAUCCGGAGGUUAACAGACGUAGUAAAAACAAGAGAUCUUGCAUCAUAUUUAACUCAAGAUAUUGGAUGCGUUUUUAAUAAUCCAAUCAAUUAUAUUAAUUUUCCUGAACAACAAAAUUCGCUAGAAUAUUUAAAUUCGAUUGAUCCUUUUGAAACAUCAUUACAAGAAAAUAGGCCACUGGACUGUAAUUCUUCUCAAACAAAUUCAUUUGAUUCCUUAACAAUUUCUUAUCCUUCUAUGUUAUUACAAGAACCUAGUAUUAUAGACUGUAAUUCGUCUCAAUCAAAUUUAUCUAAUUCCUUAUCAAUUACUUAUCCUUCCACGUUGUUACAAGAAACUAGUAUGCCUGACUAUAAUACUUCUCGAACAAAUUUACCUGAAUCCUUGACGAAUGCUUUUGAUUCGCGCAGUUUUUCAAACCAAAAAAUUAAAUUUAAAUAUGAAACGCCUGAGACAAUUAGAAAGAAAAUUAUUUUAUUUAAAGAGAAAUUGCAUAACUUUGAAUGUCAUUUAAACCCACAGUCUAAUAGUUUAUUAAAGACUCAACAAAUAGAAGCAGAAAAAAGUUCUUAUUCUUCUACACAAAUACCUAUUCAACACUUUGGAAAUGAAUUAAUUGAUGGAUUACCUAAUAAUAAUUUUAUGGAAUAUAUGGGUGAAUUCCCGUUUCUAAUUGAGGAUUUAUUCCGAGAAAAUACUGAUCUAUUUAUUAAUUAA